This is a messenger RNA of Limulus polyphemus (Atlantic horseshoe crab), 2036 nucleotides long. Its product is annotated as MORC family CW-type zinc finger protein 2-like. The annotation marks the transcript as partial. The transcript is spliced from 20 exons. Gene Ontology annotation, molecular function: zinc ion binding. The record is from RefSeq and is a predicted model, not a curated record. Lineage: Eukaryota; Metazoa; Arthropoda; Merostomata; Xiphosura; Limulidae. Gene Ontology annotation, cellular component: nucleus.
GUGGUUGUACCUAUUCCUUCCUUUUAUGCUGACACACUAAUGCCCUAUGGUGUCGAAGGAAGCAAGGCAGAAACAAAGCAUUCAAAAGAAAUGGACAUUAUCUAUAAUUACUCACCUUUCAAGACAAAAGAAGAACUGUUUGAACAGUUUUCUAAAAUCAAAGGUGACUCGGGAACGUUGGUAAUCAUCUAUAACUUAAAAUUACAAAACAACGGAGAACCUGAGCUUGAUGUACACACAGAUCCUCUGGAUAUUUUGAUUUUUAGUAGAGAAGGAAGUGAUCUUGGCAUAACUGUAGGCGAAGGCAGAAUUGAGUGGAACUCCUUUCGAGCUUACACUUCCAUUCUCUACUGUAACCCUCGUAUGAAAAUACAAAUACAGGGCAAGAAAGUUCGAACCCGACAGCUUACCCAAGAGCUGUAUAAACCACAUUGUUAUUGGUACACUUCUGCUCAUUUUCGAGCUCGAUCUGUGCAGGAUGCUAAAAAGGCUGCACAAGAGGCUCAUUUUGUUGAAAUGAAACUUAAAGAAGCUGAGAGCAAAGCAAGACAUUUGGAAAAAGAUUAUGAUUGUAAACUUCAGGAAAAAAAUCUAAGAUACAAGCUGAGAAAAGCUCAGAUGGCAGCUGCUGAUAUGGCUGAGGAGUAUAAGUUGAAGAAAUUACAUUCAGACAUUAAGCAAAAAUCACUGAAAGAUAAGAAAGAAUUACUAUUUAUUUUUGGACUAAACCUGAUGAACAGAAAGGAAGAUGGAAUAUAUUUUUACAACUGUGGAAGAUUGGUGAAACAUUGGUGUCUACACGAGAAGAAUGAGAAUUACCGUGGCUUAGUAGGCAUUGUUGACAUUCCUUACACAGUUUUGGAGCCAACACAUAACAAACAGGAUUUUGCUGAUGCAAAGGAGUUUAAAUUCUUGCAGAAGACACUGUUAGAUUAUGUUGAACAAUAUUACAGAGACUGUGAGUUAAAUGAUCAAGAAAUUGAUCAGUUUUGGGAAAGCUUUGGAUACUUUAGCUCGACCUGGUCAGAUCCUCCAAGCAAUGAUUUAAAGUACUUGAAGAUGAGAGCCAUGCAGGUGAACACAUGUCUACAGUGUGAUUCAUGCUUGAAGUGGCGUCGGUUACCUUACUCAUCCAAGAAUGUAGAUGUUGAGAUCAGUGAUGAAUGGACCUGCAGUAUGAACCCAGAUGUCCAACGAAAUAAGUGUAGUGUUGUGGAGGAAAAAUUUCACAUUCCAGAAGGAAAACUAGUCAAAGUUUCCAAGUCUACAUGUGAUCAAAGGGAGUUACUACAAAAAGAGAUGGCCAAGUUAAAGAGAAGGUUGCAGAAAGUGGAUGACAAAAGUCCUUUAGUCACAUCUUCUGGUGAAGGAGGAAAAGUACCAGAGAAAUCUACAACUGGCCGCAUAUUACGUCAGAGAAUAGAUUCUGGACCAGUGUCAUCAAGCAAGUCCUUAUCGUUUGGUAGACAUCGUAGCUCAAGCUGGGAAGAAUCAUCAGAAUCAAACAGUUUAGUUCUAGCAAAGUCAAGGAAAAGACAUUUCAGUACAGAAUCCACUACGUCAGUAGACACAUGUCAUCAGGAUGUGGCUGCCGGUGUUGAAGAAAGUGAAGAGACUGUGGUAGAUCAGUUGACACAAGAAGAAACUGAACCUAAGUCUGCAGUAAAUUUCAGCCAUGCUAGUUCUAAGAAGGCAGUAUUCUUUCAACAAAAGCAGCAACCAGUAAAAUCUACUGUACCAUCCAGUAAAAGUAGUAAGUCCCGUUAUCGAAAGAAAAAACGUCGGCAGCGUGUCAAUAUCAAAGAACCAGUCAUGAAUUUUUCCAGCCCAGAUAAGUCAGAUGAUAAAGAAGAAGAGCAAGAUGUAAUAAACUCUAGUGACGACCAAGAUGAUAUUACAUCUUCAACAAUGACUACACAGAAAAGCAGUAGCAUCUGUACAACACAGUCUGACUUGUCCCUCCUACCUUCAUCAACCUGCUCAGUGGUUCAUUCAGAGUCUGUCCAAGAUAGUCCUUCCAGCACUAGUACAGUUAG